CUCCUCCACAUGGAAGGUUGUAGGAAACUGAUUCGUCAAGCCCUCAUAAAUCUAACUAGAGAGCCACUGCCAUACCCAAUUCUUUGGGCUUCUCUUUAGUUUUAAUUAUCUGCCUCCUAUGACCACUCAACCAGUCUUUUCUUCUUCUUUUACUUCUUCUUCUUCUUCUCCAUAUGAUGUCUUUCUGAGUUUUAGAGGCGAGGAUACACGCACCAAUUUUACAGAUCAUCUGCGCAAUGCUCUGGUUGGUAAAGGGAUCCACACCUUCAUUGAUGAUGAUGAGCUUCCAAGAGGAGAAGAAAUAGCGCCGGCCCUUAUCAAAGCAAUUGAAGACUCAAGAAUUUCUCUCAUUGUAUUCUCUGAAAACUAUGCAUCUUCGAGGUGGUGUUUGGAUGAACUUGUUGAGAUCCUUCGAUGUAAACAAUCAAAGCAGCAAAUAGUUUGGCCCAUUUUUUACAGGGUGAAUCCAUCUCAUGUGCGAAACCAAACAAAUAAAUUUGGUGACGCAUUUAACGGCCUUAUUGAAAGCAAAUUCAAAGAUAACGAGAAGAAGGUGCUCAUAUGGAGGGAAGCUCUUACAAAAGCAGCAAAUUUGUCCGGACAUCCUUUCAAGGAUGAAGAGCACGAAGCUACAUUUAUCAACAACAUCGUUGAUGGAAUCUUAAGCCAAGGACUGAGCCGCACAUAUUUGAAUGUGGCCAAGUACCCAGUUGGAAUUCAAUCUCGCGUACAAGAUGUGGAAAGGCUUUUAGAUGUUGAUGGGAAUGGUCGUCGCAUGGUUGGGAUAUGGGGGGCAUCUGGAAUAGGCAAGACAACAAUUGCCAAAGCUAUAUGGAAUGAAAUUGCCCACAAGUUUGAAGGAAGUUGUUUCUUGCCAAAUGUGAGAGAAGGAAGCUUAAUCCAGCUACAGGAGAAUCUUCUUAAUAAGAUUCUAGGCAAAAUUUUGAAAAUUGGAAAUGUUGAUGAAGGAUUUGGUGUUAUAAUGAAACGGUUGAGGCAUAAAAAAAUUCUAUUAAUUCUUGACGAUGUGGAUGAAUUGGAGCAGUUAGACAACUUAGCUGGAGAUGAUUGGUUUGGUGAGGGUAGUAGAGUAAUCAUUACUACAAAAGAUAGGGGAUUGCUAGACAAUCGUGAAAUUGAGUUGAUAUACGAGGUGAAGAAGUUAUAUUACAACCAACCUCUUGAGCUUUUCAGUUGGCAUGCAUUCGGAAGAAGUGAACCUCCAAAAGAUUAUUUGGAACUCGCACAACGUGCAAUAGCUUUUGCUGAUGGCCUUCCACUAGCUCUGACAAUUUUAGGUUCUCAUCUUCAUAAUAGAGGUAUACAACGUUGGCAAGUUAUAUUAGAUGGUUACAAAGGAGAACCUUAUACACAUAUUGAAAGAAUACUUCGAAAAAGUUAUGAUGCCUUGGAUGAUUGCGCAAAAGAAUUUUUUCUCGACAUUGCAUGUUUCUUCAAGGGUGAAUAUAGGGACUAUGUGCUACAAAUAGUACCCAAAAAAUUCAUUGAAGAAUUCGUUGAUAAGGCAAUGAUAACUAUUGAAUGGGAUGAUAAGAUUUUAAUGCACGAGUUGCUAGCAAACCUGGGCAAGGAUAUAGUUCACAAAGAAUCCCCCAAUGAUCCUGGCCAGCGUAGUAGAUUGUGGUUUUACGAGGAUGUCAAACAAGUUCUAACGGAAAGUACAGGAACAAGAAAAAUUAAAGGCAUCAUGGUGAAGCUUCCAGAACCAGCUGAGAUAACCUUGAAUCCAGAAUGCUUCCGUAAUAUGGUAAAUCUUGAAAUUUUCAUAAACGAUAAUGCAUCGCUAUGUGGGCACAUUAACUAUCUGCCCAAUGCGUUAAGAUUGAUUGAUUGGGAUAGAUGUCAGUUACAAUCUUUGCCACCCAAUUUUCAAGGAAAUAGUCUUGUUGAGUUCAGUAUGCCUCGCAGUCAUAUCAGACAAUUGGAUGGAUUUAACUUUAAGCAUUUGUCAAAGCUGACAUCUAUGAAUUUGAGGGGUUGUCAAUUCUUAGAAAAAAUCCCUAACUUAUCCGGAAUCCCAAACAUAAAGUACUUGAAUUUACGUGAGUGCACACUUUUGUUUGAGGUCGAUGGUUCUAUUGGAUUCCUUGAUCAACUUGUUCAAUUGGAUCUUGGUGGAUGCUUCAAUCUUACAAGGUUUGCAACAACACUUAGAUUGAAAUCUCUUGAAGAACUUGAUCUUAGGGAUUGCAAAAGGCUUGAGAGUUUCCCAGAAAUAGAAGUCGAGAUGGAAUCACUAUGGAGUUUGGACAUAUCAGGAAGUGGUGUAAGAGAAUUGCCUUCAUCAAUUGCAUAUCUUACCGGGCUUUCUCACUUUAGAGCUGAUUAUUGUGAGAACCUUACCUAUCAAAAAGUGAACUCUCAAGUUUCAUCCAGCAACUCUGAAUUGCCGCUGUUUCCCAACCUAUCAAAAAGUGAUUUCCUCCUGCCCCUUGAUUGCUGGUACACAUUAACAGAACUUGAUCUAUCAAGAAACAAUUUUGUCAAUCUUCCGAUAUGCUUUAGCAAAUUUGUCAACUUGCAGAAUCUUGACUUGAGUGAUUGCAAGAGUCUUCUGGAAAUUCCAGAACAAGUGCUUCCACCGAGAGUAAUUUCGGUAUUGCUGGAUAACUGCACAUCAUUGGAAAAAAUUCCAAAACUGGCUUGGGUACUUCUGGAUAACUGCACAUCGUUGGAGAAAAUUCCAAAACUCUCACUGGGGGAUGACGAUAUUCGUCUGAGUUUGACCAAUUGUGUUAGACUAUGCAGCUACGACAUCACAGAAAAUAUUUUUCUAAAUCAAGUUUCUGUUUCUCAUCUGCAUUCUGAUUUCGACAUUAAACUUCCAGGCGAUGAAGUUCCAAAGUGGUUCAGCUGUCGUAAAGAUGCAACAAUAGUUAGCCAUUAUUUGAUUUCAAGUAUUGGAACAAAGAGAUGCACUGCUGGAUGUGAAGUUAGUUUUGAAAUUCCUCCAAAUUUAAAAUGGGAGACGUUAAGAUUGGUUCUAUGUGUUGUUAUUGGUGGUAUUGCCAAGAUUCUUGUCAAUGGAAAACUCGUCAAUGAGAGACAUCUUGGAUUAUUGGAAAGUAGUCAUGUGUACCUCACGUCUAUUCCAUUAUUGGAUGGGUACAAGUGUGAAGAACCACUGACGAAGCAGGGUAAUAUGUGUCAAGUUAUACUUGACUUGUCUGGCAAAGUGCCCACACCCGUUAAAAUCCCCUGCGGGGUCCACCUAUUAGGCCACCAGGUUGCUGAUGUCAGUGAGACUGAUGUUGUAGAUCAUGGGCCAACGCAGUGGUGGUUGCCUGAUGCGAUGGCAGUUGAUGAUGAUGAUAUGAAGCUGGAUGGUAUUCAUGAUGAUCAACACCAAGACUACAAAUUGCUUUCCUUAUUGCCUUUAGCAUCAAAGACUAGUCUUGGCAAGAGGCCUCGCGGAUCAUAUUUCAUGGCACUUGAUGAUGAUCAUCGUGCUAACGUCGUCGACGUUGGUGAUCAUGAAGCUCAAUGGCUCACUUUGUUUACGGGACCAGCGAAUCACCCAAAGAGGACGCACAUUGAUCUUAGUGAGGAGCCAGAGCAAUGAAGUUUCAAAGUGGUUUAUGUGAGCCCUAGGUUCAGAUGUCGAAAUGAACGACCAAAUUUCUGGACAAUGGUCUGGCAAUCAAAGAGGUGUGUUGAGGCGCCGGCAGCUUCUGAGAUUCCAUUUGAAGUUGUAUAAGGUAAUACCUUUCUUCUCAAAUGAUGAAUCCAACAUUUAUCCACGGAUGAACAAAGCCGGAUUUAUCUAAUGCUUUCAUUCCACACAUAUACUUUGUCUAUGAUUCUUCUAUCUCAUUCAUUGGAAUUGAUGUAUGUUGGGGACAAAAUGUAACAGUUUUAUCUAUUUCAUAAUUUCCAAUCAAGGUUUGUUGAAAAUCAGACAAUAAUUGUAAAUAUGCAUCCAAAUAUGUCCAACAUAUUUAUGUUGAAAGAUUGUGUCUCAUUAUACUAGUGAUGUUGCUGGUAUUGGCAAGGUAAAAGAAUCCCAGCAUGUCUACAUCAUGUGAAGUUGCUGCAACUCAACUGCAGGAUACUUGUUCAAGAUAUUUUUGAUAAUACUGCAAAAGACACGAAAUGAGAUUUGGAACAGUUGAAACUGCAACAUGAAAACUUUGAUGGGCAGCGAAAGUAUCAUCCAUAUUUUGUAGUUUUCGAACUCCAGUUGUGAAUGGAUUUUGGGUCUUUGAAUACCAGUUGCUAUUUGAACAGCCCUGGUGCAACUAACAUCUUCAAUGGCUCCAUUUACCCAAAAAGAAUUUGGCUUUAGAAACUAGGAAA
Molecule: messenger RNA, 4317 nt
Organism: Prunus mume (Japanese apricot)
Lineage: Eukaryota; Viridiplantae; Streptophyta; Magnoliopsida; Rosales; Rosaceae
Source: RefSeq, a predicted model, not a curated record